AUGGCAGGGGUGAGGAAGAAGUGUGUUAUCCAUGAGCCGGUGUUACAACGUGCCCCGCGUGUCGCGACAAGGCCAAGACAAGCCUGGCUCCUCGGGUUGAGAAGGUGUGGCGGUGCUGGCGUCAACUUUACCCAAGCUUGCAGCGGGGAGGACGCCAUCGGUCACAUCUCGACCUCAGCUAUCAGCAGUCCAAGCCGUGGCGGCGCUGGCGCAGAGACCAAGUCAGACGUGGCGCCAUGGCCCCCGACAUGGCAUAUGCUUCUCGAGAUUGGCAGGAUGCUGUCCAGUGACCUCGGGACUCCUGGUUCUCGCAAUUUCAACACGAAGGCCCCGAAUCCCAAAACGUGCAAGAUGAGACCGGCAGGAAGCGGGCCAUGA
Plenodomus lingam JN3 is the source of this 378-nucleotide messenger RNA. The record is from RefSeq and is a predicted model, not a curated record. Lineage: Eukaryota; Fungi; Ascomycota; Dothideomycetes; Pleosporales; Leptosphaeriaceae.